Molecule: messenger RNA, 505 nt
Organism: Pararge aegeria (speckled wood butterfly)
Lineage: Eukaryota; Metazoa; Arthropoda; Insecta; Lepidoptera; Nymphalidae
Product: chorion class A protein Ld2/Ld41-like
Exons: 2
Coding region: 74-460 (128 amino acids)
Biological process (GO): chorion-containing eggshell formation; multicellular organism development
Cellular component (GO): egg chorion
Molecular function (GO): structural constituent of egg chorion
Source: RefSeq, a predicted model, not a curated record
ACGUAAUUUGUAUAAAAGAGUGAACGGGUCCAGCAACAUCAUUGUAUCCUUUGUACAGUACACAAACUACAACAUGAACUCCUUCGCUGUUCUCCUGCUCUGCGUCCAGGCCUGCUUAGUGCAGAAUGUGUUCAGCCAGUGCUGCGGUGGAGCGUACGGCCCCGGUAUGGCCGGUGCUUACGGCGGCUACGGUGCGUACGGCGCGUACGGAGCUAACGGUGCUUACGGUCUCGCCGGGCCCGCUCUCGCGGCGCCGCUCGCUUACGGCGCAGCAUACGGCGGCGAAGGUGUCGGUGACGUAGCGGUCGCCGGUCAACUUCCAGUCGCUGGUACCACCCUGGUCGCUGGACAGGUGCCGAUCUUGGGCGCUGUGGAGUUCGGAGGCAUUGUGCCAGCCGGCGGCGAGGUGUCCAUCGCCGGCAGCUGUGGCUGCGGCUGCAGAGGGUCCUACUUUUACUGAGAAGCUUUGUACCAAUAAAUAAAAGUAUUUUCUGCAUGAAUGUAA